Molecule: messenger RNA, 707 nt
Organism: Phoenix dactylifera (date palm)
Lineage: Eukaryota; Viridiplantae; Streptophyta; Magnoliopsida; Arecales; Arecaceae
Source: RefSeq, a predicted model, not a curated record
UGCGUGGUCUUUAAAGUUGACUAUCAGUUACUGAUCAUUUACUGUACAUGAUUGAGUUAAUUAAGUGCCUAAAUACUCUUAGAUUUCUCCUGCACGAUCAACUGGGAAAGGAUGCGAUUUUUUCCCUCCGAGAAUCUUACCGCCCGUUCCUUACUCAUUAUAGAAUGACAAAGCCUGCAGUUAAUUACCAUAGAUUGCUGGGAUUACUGCAAACCUUUGAGAAGGACCACCAGCUCCAAAAAGAGUCGAUGCAUGUGGUGGGAGGAUCAUCGGAAGGGCGUCGUCCCUUUAAGAAAGGAAAGAAGAAGAAAAAUAAGAACAAUAAAGCUAAGACAUCUAAACAGAGUCAGACCAAGAAGAAAGCUGACCAGAGUCAAGCAAAAUAUUUCUAUUACAAGAAGCAGGAGCAUUGGAAGAGAAACUAUCCUCAGUACAUUGCCUCACUUGAUCCGAACAGACCUAGCAAGAGAAAAGAGCUAUCGGUUGCUGAUCAAGGGAGUUCAGGUCAGUGAGAGAUUUGAAGACAGCAAAAGAUUCCUGAAUGUUGGAGGUGGAAGAUCAGUUCCAGUUUUAGCUUUAGGAACUCUCAAAUUAGUUUUCAAUUCUCAUAUAAUUGUCUUAAGUGAUUGUCACUUUUGUCUGACGUUUUUAUUGAAUGUUAUUUCUGUAGGCCUUUUGGCCAAGACUGAUUUUGAAAUUUCAAUGAA